Colletes gigas is the source of this 1154-nucleotide messenger RNA. Its product is annotated as uronyl 2-sulfotransferase-like. The transcript is spliced from 6 exons. Gene Ontology annotation, cellular component: membrane. NCBI's taxonomy places the organism in Eukaryota, Metazoa, Arthropoda, Insecta, Hymenoptera, Colletidae. The record is from RefSeq and is a predicted model, not a curated record. The coding region runs from base 182 to 1099 and encodes 305 amino acids. Gene Ontology annotation, molecular function: sulfotransferase activity.
AUCAAGCGGUACAGAGUCUCUGACCCACUGACAUUCUCCUCAGUUUCUUAGUAGACACAACCGCCGCUAAUUCGUGACUGAAAGUUCCGAUGUCAGUAAUCAGAACUAUCGGUCGUAGACUAUUCAAGAAAAAAGGGUUACAUCCACCGUCGCAGUAUCGCAAAUCGUAUCUCAUUUUGACAUGCGUCUGAACCGUAGCGUUUUAACCAGUGUCACUGUAUGCUCGACGGUUCUGUUCAUUGUUUUGAGAUCGAAAUCCACGACAGAGUUCGAUAAUCAUUCGGGAGACGAUACAGAAAAGCGUUAUGAGAAGGAACAGGAUAACAAUAAUGGCCAGACGUAUCGGUACGUUACACCCUCGCUUGCGGAACUGGGUGUACGUAGGAGCAUGACCGAAAUGAACAAGCAUAUUUUAAUGUUAACACGCGUACCCGACGCUGGGGCCGAACUGUUGAUCCUGAUUUUACAGCGUUUACAGGGCUACAAUGCUUUCAAACACAUACGUCUGCCACCUGGCGAUCAUGGUCUUUUGUCGACAUUGCAAGAGGAACUGUUAGUGGAAGAGAUUACUAAUAUCAUAAAACAGGAAGCGAUUCCUUUAAGUUUCGACGGAAACGUUAGGUUUAUAAGUUUCUCGAAAUUUGGACGACAGGCUCCAACGUUUAUAUCUUUAGUGAGAAAUCCCAUGGGUGCUCAAAACUUACAGAGGUAUCGUGAGAAGCGAAAAACGAUGCUUGAAAGUAGAGCUAUACCUACGUUUUGCGGACAGGAUCCUCGCUGCUCAGAGAUAAAUAACAAAUGGGCAUUGCAACGGGCUAAAGCAAAUAUUAUCGAAUGGUAUCCAGUCGUUGGGAUUUUAGAUUGCAUGGAGCAGUCGAUAAACUUGCUGGAACAUAAAUUUCCAUUUUUUUUUCGCGGUGCUAGGCAAAUUUACAGAAAAAUUCGACCCAAACAGAAGUACCUUUCUCAAAUGUCGUUAACAUUAGAACCAAGAGAAAGAGAUAUAUUGUUCGGACUCUAUGAAGAUGAAAUAGAAUUGUAUCAGUGGCUAAAAUAUCGACUGUUCAACGAAACAUCGUACGACGUUGUAGAAAAUUAAUAUCCGCAAAAACGAGAAGUUGCCAUGCCCCAUUGAUAUCUAGUUUAAAACUGCA